Molecule: messenger RNA, 1983 nt
Organism: Penicillium expansum
Lineage: Eukaryota; Fungi; Ascomycota; Eurotiomycetes; Eurotiales; Aspergillaceae
Exons: 6
Coding region: 1-1983 (660 amino acids)
Source: RefSeq, a predicted model, not a curated record
AUGCCGUCCGUCGCGUGGAGCCAGGUCAAUGAGACCAACCCCAGCCCAUACGACCAGGUCUUCAUCCUGAGUGAAGCAGUGAUCAAUCAGUCCUUUCAGGCCAUGUUUCCUAUGCCUGUGCCGUUCAGCCGACAGGACAAAGAAGCUGUCCGGACUCGUCAGACUGGACAGUGGAUUAGUAAUGGGAUGGUUAGUGCCCCUCAAGUCUCCAUCCAUGUCGAGGAGCGCAGCCCAGCCUACCUGACCUUGUUUACCUUACCCUUCACCUCUGGGAUGAUCCAUCUUCGCACCUCGCCUCGAGGAGCACGAGAUACAUUUCAGAACUUUCCACUCGGUGGCUGGAAGCUCGUCUUUAAGACUAGGAUUGAUGUUGGUGCUGGCGCCGGUUUUGAUGUCCCCCAUAGCAGUUAUAACGGGGUUACACUCUCUGAUGACGCUCUUGAUAACCUGAAACUGUUUGUCAAUGAGUGGCUGAAUACUGCCGACACGCGCCAUCUAAAUGUGAUUGGAUACUCAUUGACAGCACAAAAACCAACUUCGCCUCAAAACUUUGUCGGCACCUUUGCUCCGUCAAUCAUUGACUAUGCCCCUUAUGCCUGGAUUGACCCACGUCGACCCACUGUUGAGACAGAUGGCCUGCAGCAAAAUGCACUGGCCAUGCUGACCUAUACCAAUAGCAGCCAUCGCAGUAGCUAUGCGCCACCUGGUCUACAGCACAGUGGCGCAUUUACUGACAGCGGUGCAGCUUUCUGCAUGAAUAUGAGUCUCCUUUGGAACCACUUUUUGCUAGGCCUCCUACAGGAGAUUAAUCAAAAGACAGAGGUGAUCCCGCAGAAGGCGGCUUUUGCAACGGUCGAAUGCAGAUAUGUCCUUGGCAAAAAUCCCAGGCAUCGCAGCAUGAGCGAUAGGUACUUUGGUUGGAAGCAGCAGAGCAAGGAUGGGCAACCACACUGGAUCUGGAAGGGAGAUGCUCAGAAGCGUGCAGAUAAGUGGAGUUCUCGAGGAUCCAAAAUGUACUACAAGUUCGCCCAAGAAGAACUAUCAUUCCAUGCUGGAGGAAGUGACAUUCAUCUUAAGGGAACAGUUAUCUAUGAUGCUCAGCUGACUACUAUUGGGUACCCAUGGUCUAUGGCCUUCCACAGCGUGACUGAGUGGAACCUGAGCUUCCGCAUGCAGGCUGUCGCAGGUGGCGGUAUCCAAAUCAUCCGCGCCGGCAACCCCUCUGUUCAUGCGAAGAUAGUCAAAGUUAAAAGUAACAACUUUCCUGAUAAGGGUAGGAUAAAUCGGGGACUUCAUUCUCUCGAGAAAAGUCUAGAAAAUUACCUGCGCAGUGGGAUUGGAAGGAUCACAAACCAGCUUGGCAGCAAGCUGAAGAACCUACACAAGCUGUUCCUGCCUGGUCUUGGUGUGUUCCGUUUUGGAACACCACAGUUCAAUAAAAGAGGCGACCUUCUCGCUGAUCUUGAAUACUUGAAAACCAAUGCGCCCAGCAAAUUUGUCAUCUCCAAUAGGUCAGUUAGAGACUCCUCACAUGAGGUAGAUGCCCUGCCCCUUCCAUUUGAGGAAGAUUUCGAGUCUCGAUUCGCGCAUAUCGCCCUAAUGUCUAAGGAUUACCCCGAGGAUGAGCCUGUCUUUGACGAGGAGAAUAUGCACCAGCGCAUCGAGAUGGACUACGAGCACAAAGAAGAAUCAGACUUAUUUUUUGAUCUUAAUAUCAUUGAUAUCGAAAAGUCCGCACAGUACGAAGCUGACGAGGAUUUUUUCCCUGGCCCUGGUCCUGGUCCGCUUGCGGGCGUUGACUGGGACCAUGUCGAGCGGACGGAAAGGCCUUGGCAUGAGGAGGGCGAUGAUGAGUACACUGAAGACAAGGGCCCGGACGAUAAGCCAGAAAAGGAGAUUACCAAACAGCCAACAGUCAAAACCCCGGUUGUUGAUAAUGAAGAUGGCGAUAUUCCCCCACCUUUUGGUCCGUUGGAUGGUUAG